UUCCCCUGCACACUUGGAAUGAUGUUGUGAUCCGGAGCCGCUGCGGGGAAUGCUGGGAGGGGGGAUCACGGGGGCUGCUGCUGCUGUCACCCUGACCUUAACCGGCGCUAAGGAUGCGUUUCUGCGCCUGGCCCCCGAGCUCAGGGCACAGCUGCGCCUGGAACAGGGCUGCGCGGUGGAGGUGACAUGGGACGAGCAGCCGGUUUACCUCGGCUGGAUGGAGAGCCGCAGCAGAAAUGCAGACUACACGGCGGUGGAACUCAGCAGACACAUGGCAGAGAAACUGGGUCUUGUGGACGGACAGCAGGUUAUCCUCAAGCCGUGCAGCAUGGUCCCAUCUUGUAAGGAAGUGACUGUUGAACCGCUGUCUGCUGAUGACUGGGAAAUACUGGAGCUGCAUGCCGCUGCCCUUGAAAUGCAUCUCCUGGACCAGAUCCGAAUAGUUUACCCGAAAGCGGUGUUCCCCGUGUGGGUGGACCUGCACACCUGUAUAUACAUUCAGAUAGGAGCACUGACACCAGCUGCAAGUUAUGGCCGACUGGAGCCCCUGACAGAGUUAAUUGUGACUCCGAAGAGCAGAACGUCAGAGAACGUGCCAUCACAUUUGCCCCCUUUCAAAAGUGCAGACUGUGACCUUGGGUCCGGAAGAACUACUCAUGGAACCACAAGUAGCAGCGAUACCUCGUCGCUCAGAGACAUCUCCGAAAUUCACACUCCCCAGGCCUCCAGUGUAUGGGACUCAAUAGUAGAUCUCUUUUCAUGGGCUCUAGGGAAGAAGCCCUCACAGACUCCCGGUGCCAGCGAUAGGGACGUGUUUGGAAGGACUUUGCUGAAAAGCGUUAGUCUCGAAGCGAUUUUUCGAGUGUCCCGCCGCGUUCCCCCUAUUAUAAGUAAUAGCCAAGCCUUCCUAGACCAUACAAAUGAUAACACGGUCCAGGUGUUUCUGUGGUACCCCGAGCCCCCAGGUUUAAUUCCAGACGUAGUCGUGUCCUAUGGAACAAUUGUAGAAAUCCCUUCACCGAAGAGACGGAAAAAGAAUGGCAAGGCGAGCGCAGAAGGAUCAGGGGGGAAGAAGGAAUCUGCUGAUGCGGCCGCUGGGAUACACGAAGCUGUGGUGAAGAUUGUGUGGCACGGGUUUGAAGAUAUCAAAGAUGUCAUUGAGUACGACACCAGAAACGGGAACACUCAUAUUGCAAAAGUUUGGAUUCCGGAGAGGUUAAGAAAGAGCUUGAAUAUUAAUAUUUCUUCAGCUGUCAGGAUACAGUCAUUAGAAGCACAGCCCAAAAUCCCGUCAUCGAUCAUGCUGCAACCGAAGCAGCGCUUGGAUAAGGACGUUGCAGCGGAGGAUGUAAAGGCUGCGUUCAGCGCGUGGCUGCAGUCGCACAGUACCUCAUCCUCGCCUUGGAUUUCAGGGAAAACUGAUACGGCACAACUUUCUCUGGGUGAAGAAAUUGCAGAAUUCACAUUAAGUCUUGAUGAUUCUUCCGAACCGACAAACCAGGACGAAAUCUUCCUGUUAUGUCAGGACUCCCUGCAGAAGACUAAAAUUCAUGUGAAUUUAGAAUUUACUCCCCCUGAAAAUGCUCCAACUCUUCCUCAGCCUGACCAAAACCUCACUUACCUGCAGAUGAACAGAUUGGGUGGUGUGGAUGGCUUACGGACAGCCUGCUACGAGCACAUUGUUCACUGUCUAAUGGGACGUCCAUUGUCCAGACAGUUUGUCUCCACAGCCUCUGGACUCCGCAGCGGAGCCGUCCUCCUUUCUGGACCAAAGGGCUGUGGAAAGUCUGCUGUAGCGAAGGCGUUAUGUAAGGAGGCGUUUGACGGCCUGGAGGCUUACGUGGAAGAAAUCAACUGUAAAUUGUUAAAAGGAAAGACUCUAGAAAGCUUAUGCCAGACUCUGGAAGACGGAUUUGCAGAGGCAGCGUGGAGGCAGCCGGCCGUCCUUUUACUGGAUGACCUGGAUCAGAUUGCUGGAGUGCCAGCGACACCAGAACAAGAGCAGAGCCCGGAGGCCAUGCACAGCAAGCAAGUUUCACAUGUUCUGAAAGAUUUAAUGAAGGAAAUAAUUAGGAUGGAGACCCAGAUCGCGGUCAUCGCCACCAGCCAGUCCGAGCAUUCCUUGAAUCCCAUCCUUAUUUCAUCACAAGGAGUUCACCUUUUCCAGUGCCUUAAACUCAUCCACCCUCCAGCACAGAAAGAGCGAUCAGAGCUGCUAUGCUGCAUUGUAGAAAACAGACUUUCAUGUGACAUUGCUCGAUUUAGCGACCUUGAUCUCCUUCAGCUGGCAAAGGAAACGGAAGGUUUUGUAGCCAAAGAUUUUGUCAUGCUUGCGGAACGAGCCAUAGAGUCCAGUGUGGCUACAAGGAAGAUCUACAGUAAGCAAGAUUUAGUUUUGUCGACAUCAGACUUCAAGAAAGCCCUUAAAGGUUUCACCCCCAUGUCCCUGAAGAACGCCAAUUUACACAAGCCAAAGGACCAGGGCUGGACUGUGGUGGGAGGACUGCACUCUGUACGGCAGGUUCUGAAGGACACCAUUGAGUUACCGGCCAAGUAUCCAGAGUUAUUUGCAAACCUUCCAAUCCGGCACAGAUCUGGAGUGCUGCUGUAUGGGGCACCGGGCACCGGGAAGACUUUGUUGGCUGGUGUUAUUGCUCAUGAAAGCGGGAUGAAUUUCAUCAGUAUUAAGGGUCCUGAGCUUCUCAGCAAAUAUAUUGGAGCCAGUGAGCAGGCCGUGCGGGAUGUCUUUACCAGAGCCCAGGCGGCCAGGCCCUGCAUCUUGUUCUUUGACGAGUUUGACUCCAUUGCGCCACAAAGAGGACACGAUAAUACAGGAGUCACUGACCGAGUGGUCAAUCAGAUGCUGACGGAACUGGAUGGGGUGGAGGGGUUACAAGGAGUUUAUGUUCUGGCAGCCACCAGUCGCCCAGAUUUGAUUGAUCCUGCCCUACUUCGACCUGGACGCCUGGAUGAAUGUUUGUACUGUCCGCCUCCAGACCAGGUGUCUCGGUAUGAAAUCCUGAAAGGUCUCAGCUGCUCCAUGAUGUUAGACCAUGAUGUGGAUUUUCAGUACAUUGCUAGUCGGACAGAAAACUUUACAGGAGCGGAUCUGAAGGCCUUGUUAUAUAAUGCUCAGCUGGAGGCCAUCCAUUCAAGCCUAGCACCCAGUGCACCCCAGGACAGCGGGUCUGGAUCCGACAGUGACGCCAGCUUAUCAUCAAUGAUUUUCCUGAACCACAGCAGUGCAUCAGAUGAAUCUUCAGGAGAACCAGACAGUGCCCUGGAACAGUCUUUUACCUCCCUGGAUAUGGUGAAAAUUCCUCCGGAUGAUUCAAAGUCCAAUAUAUGGCGCCUUUAUUUUGGCAGCUCCAAUGACUCUGACUUGGGGAAUGGCAGUUCAGAUCAGGUACUAGCCUUGACCUGCCACAGCUUAUCUGGAAGCAAUUCCAUUACAUAUGAUUUCACUGGCUUGUCUGUAGGAGAAUUGGUGUCUUCCCAACCUCUAGUGUUCCUAACUUCCUCCUCACAAGAAGAUCUCCCGGAGCACUGCCAGAAUGCCCGUGCCGAGACCGCUCUUACCAACUACAAGAACUUGGAGGAGCCGCCUCACUGCCAGAUGGAAUCAAAGAAGAAAAUGUGCGUUGGCCAAAAGCACCUUCUGGCAGCACUUGCCACUACCAGACCGUCUAUAGGUGCAGAAGACUGGAGGUUCUUCAACCAUCUCUAUGAAAAAUUCCAAAAUCCGAAGAGCUCAAGUGGACAGACGCACGGAAGAGGACAGAAAGUGACAUUAGCCUAAUUAAUGCAAUACUAAUAAUUUAUAACGCAGACCGCUGUAAUAAGCCACGUCCUGUGUAUAAUUAGAAUUAAUAAAUGUGUUUUAUUUUUCA
Molecule: messenger RNA, 3890 nt
Organism: Bufo gargarizans (Asiatic toad)
Lineage: Eukaryota; Metazoa; Chordata; Amphibia; Anura; Bufonidae
Gene: PEX1
Product: peroxisomal biogenesis factor 1
Exons: 24
Coding region: 50-3799 (1249 amino acids)
Biological process (GO): protein import into peroxisome matrix
Cellular component (GO): peroxisome; peroxisomal membrane; cytosol
Molecular function (GO): ATP binding; ATP hydrolysis activity
Source: RefSeq, a predicted model, not a curated record